This is a messenger RNA of Lutzomyia longipalpis, 3539 nucleotides long. It is a transcript of the gene spin, whose product is annotated as protein spinster. The record is from RefSeq and is a predicted model, not a curated record. Gene Ontology annotation, molecular function: transmembrane transporter activity. The transcript is spliced from 7 exons. Gene Ontology annotation, biological process: transmembrane transport. Lineage: Eukaryota; Metazoa; Arthropoda; Insecta; Diptera; Psychodidae. Gene Ontology annotation, cellular component: membrane. Bases 517 to 2172 code for a protein of 551 amino acids.
GAAGAAGAAGAAGAAGAAAGCCAAACGUUGCGCUUGUGGAAAUUGUAUGAAAUUUAUAUAUUUCACCUAGUCGUCAGUUGCUCAGUGAAUUUAGUAGAGAGAAGAUUAAUUUUCUCUUGAGAAUGUAAUAAUAGUAUAUUUCAUAAUACUAUCUACUACACAAGAUUGGAAAAAUCAAUGAAUUUAAUUCAGUAAAAUUGCAAGAGUGAAUGAGAAACGUUGCUGCGGUAGUACGAUAUAUACAUACCGCAUUGCAAAUCUCUGUAGGUAGUGUUUGAAAGAGUUUUUAUACCAAAGUUGAAUGCACGCGCUGUCAGACUGAAGAAGAGAAAUCUUUAAAGAAAUCUUUUUUCUUUUUUAAUAUUUCUCUACUUUUCCUGAUUUUUUUCUAACAUGAGUGCUAUUUAAUAAAUUAGUGUGAAGCUGCAGUAAAUGUGCUUUCAGUGAGAAAUAAGAGAGAUUGAUAUAUUAAAAAAAAAACUUGUGGACAGCACUUGUGCUUAUAAGGAAGCAUAGAUGCCAACAAAUCAAGGUUACCAAAAGGUAUCAACGGAAAUACCCACCACCACCACCAUGUCAUCAGGAAUUGCAUCAAGAUCAUCCUCACAGCAGCUCAUGCCACCAGAUACAGCGAGUGUGACUGCCUCGCUUGAAUCUGGGGAUCAGGAUAAAGUGCAACCAUCAUACCAAUAUACUGGUGGUCUCCGGUCAAUUGGGAAGCAAGAAUGGUUCACAGUUUGUGUUCUUUGCUUUGUAAAUCUCAUCAAUUACAUGGACAGAUUCACAAUUGCCGGUGUUCUCACGAAUAUCCAGGAUGAAUUCAGUAUUGGUGAUGAUCAAGGGGGUCUCCUGCAGACUGCAUUUGUACUCUCCUACAUGAUAUGUGCACCAAUCUUUGGUUAUUUGGGUGAUCGCUACUCAAGACGAUGGAUAAUGGCGCUCGGUGUGGCACUGUGGAGUGGUACAACACUUUUGGGUUCUUUUAUGCAUCAAUAUGGGUGGUUCCUCACAUUCCGAGCUCUAGUUGGCAUCGGUGAAGCUAGCUACAGUACCAUUGCCCCAACCAUCAUCUCGGAUCUCUUCAUCUCCGACAUUAGAUCAAAGAUGCUGGCUUUCUUCUAUUUUGCCAUCCCUGUGGGAUCUGGCUUAGGAUACAUAAUUGGAUCUGAGAUGGCAAGUUUAAUGGGAUCAUGGCGCUGGGCACUCAGGGUAACACCAAUACUUGGAGCCAUUGCCGUUGUUCUCAUAUGGCUCUUCAAAGAACCCCAACGGGGUCAAAGUGAAGGAUCACACAAUCUCGCCGUUACAUCAUAUCGUGAAGAUUUGAAGGACAUUGUGCGAAAUCCAUCAUUUAUGCUGUCAACUGCUGGGUUCACGUGCGUUUCCUUUGUAGCUGGUGCCCUUGCAUGGUGGGGUCCAGCUUUCAUGCACUUUGGCAUUCAAUUGCAACCGGGAAAUGAAGAUAUUUCCCUUUCAAGUAUCGCGUAUCGCUUUGGAAUUACGGCCAUGCUAGCGGGACUCAUUGGUGUUCCCCUUGGCUCUUACCUGGCCCAACGUAUUCGCCCACGUGACCCGGCAUGUGACCCGAAGAUUUGUGCCGGGGGUCUCAUCAUUUCUGCACCAUUUGUCUACUUUGCACUAAUUAUUGCAAAAUACAGCACAAAUUGGACAUUUGUUCUUGUAUUCUUAGCCAUGGUGUCUCUGAAUUUGUGUUGGUCAAUUGUAGCUGAUAUCCUUUUGUAUGUCGUUAUGCCAACAAGACGCUCAACUGCAGAAGCAUUUCAGAUACUUCUUUCGCAUGCUCUGGGUGAUGCUGGAAGUCCGUAUUUAGUGGGUGUUAUAUCUGAAGCUAUUAAAGCCAUGAGACGCACAGAAAUUGCCACAGCACUCCAUGAAGAGAUUAUUGAGACAAUUGGAAGUAAUAGCACAAUUCCCUUUGAUACAGCAGCAACAGCAACAACGGAUAUCAAAGAGACAAAGUUUGUUGCUCUGCAAUAUGCACUCUUUGCCACGUGUGUUGUGGAAGUUUUGGGUGCUGUAUUCUUCCUCAUUACCUCCUUCUACAUCAUACGUGAUCGCGAGCGAGCAAAAAGGGCCAUUGCAGACGGUUCAAUUGAGGAGAUUCAGAAUCAAGAAGCAGACAGAACUAGUAGUACCAGUUGUAAUUCAUAAAAAAAACGUUAUUUAUCAAAUUCAAAAUAGAUUUAUCAAUCUCACCCAAUAAAUAAUGUAAAAUCACGUGUAAAUGAUAGGUAGGUAGGUUUACAUACAACAUAAACUGUAAUGCAAAAAAGACUUUAUAUUCUACAUGAAAAAAAAAUAUUAAGACAAUGGUUUUAUAAACGCAUUAUGUAGAAGAAAAUAUCAAAUGAAAUACAUAAUAGAAAAAAUACAUAAUUCGCACAAUUGCGUGGAAUUUAUAAGUUUAGUAAAAGUUUGUUUUUAUUUCUAAAGUAUACUGCUAAUCAGUAUAAAUGAAUUGACUUUUGGAAAAUUAUUUUCCAUCCUUAGAAAUGAAAAUUUAUGUAUAAAAUUGGAGAAUAUGAAUUAUAGAUAGAAGAAAAAUUAUGUUGCAUGGCAAAAUAUUUUUUUUAAUGCUUAAAAAUAAUAUUUUGUACGCCAAAUUGGUUCAAAAAAUCCAUCCAAAAUUCAUAACUUAUUUCUAAGAAAAAAAAAAUCAGCGUUGAAGAUGCGUUAAGAAUGCUCCUAAAUUCAUGGAAUAGAAGAAAUAAAUCUCAAGUAAUAUCACCUCUGUCCUGGUUUAUAACAUCUACCUCUUGUUUUUGUAUUAGAAUUUAAAUAAUUUUGGUGGCAAGCCUUAUUAGUGAAAAAAAGGUCGAUAGACACAUAGUUAAUGCGAAAGAAAAUAUUCUAUUAGUUUAUAAAAUAAAAGUUAUGACGCCAAAUUUUAUUUGAUGAUUUUUUGGAAAUAAUGAGCAUUUUCAUGUCAAAGAAAAAAUUGACAAAAAAAUCCUAAACUAAUUGCGAGGUGUUAGUAAAAUUAUGUAUGUUAGUAAUUUUUAAUGCUGAACUGAAAUGGACCAAGACAAAUAUGUCAUGAUUAAAAAUAAAUUAAAAGGAUUAAUUAAAAUCUUUUUUUUUAAUGAAAAGGAUGAUCAAAGUAAAACAAUGUUUAAUCUAGUCUCGUAUUAUUUUACUUUGAUUUAUUUUUAAUGUAUAAAUAACGUAAAAUUAUUGUGGUGAAGAUGGAUUAUACUAGUAAUUAGGUAAUAAUGAUGAUGAGACUGCCUUAUUAGGGUAAUAUUAAAUCACAAGAAAAUUUCCAUUUAAUGAGAAAUUCAAAAUGGAAAUAACCAAAAACUCCUCGAUUUCCCUAACGUAUUUUAGGCAAAAAUAAAUUAGUUAAUAAUGUUAUUUAUAAUCUCCAUUAUUUCGCUUUUAGAAGAAAAAGAAAAAUUUCGGUAGUCUUCCCAAAAUUUGCUACAAAAUAUCCCAUUUUUUUAAGAAAAAGAAAAUAAUAAAAUGAAGAAAAUGUAAUAGCGAAAAAUUGAAAAAUAAAGGAAUAAUUUUUAUAAUAA